UUUGCGGACCCGUACAGAACAACUAAGUGACACGUUUGUGCUUCUGUAUUUUUCCGAUAGCGACAACUAGCGACAUCAGCACACUUUUGGAAUCAUUGGAGGACUUUAACAACCAAGAAGAUAUCACAGACGAGCUGGAAAGGAUAGAAAAUAAUGAGGAACUGACGACAACUAGUGAAGACCGUGAUGAUACUGAGAAAUAUGGUACAAUGCCUGAGGUGCAGAGAAUGUUGGCAUCGCUGGAUGCUUCAGUGGAAGACGCUCAACAAGAUCAACAGCAAAUUUCUUACGAAGAAGUUGGAUGCUUCAAAGACAACCAAGUCGAUCCCAGACCACUGCCGGAACUGUUAGCGGAUUUAACUGGUGAGGUGGACUGGUAUGAUCCGAGCAAAGUCACUAGAAAAUGCGCUAGACUCGCGAGUGAGAAAGGUUAUACAGUGUUUGGUCUUCAGUCAUUUGGACAUUGUAGAAGUGGUAAAGAUGCUGCAGAAACUUACAACAGCGAUGGAGAUUCAGCCGGCUGUUUCGGUGGCUUGGGAGGCAGAGGAGAGAACCUGGUGUUUAAGAUCAUACCCCAAAGCCCUCAAGUGACUGUGUCCACUAUAGCAGCCACAACUUCUCCGCCUGAACCUACAACAUCACUCCCGAGUACAGAGCCACCAACUAUACCACCAGAGUGUCAAAGUUACGUCACAUUUACGGCAAUCAAUCGAUCUGCAAACAACGACAAGCCGGGGUCACUGUGUGAUGAUAAAUUACCACGAGGCUGGUACAGGUUCGCGGGGCCUGCUGGGAAUAUGAUGCCGACCACAUGUGUCCCGGUGAGACACUGUGGGACUCAUGCUCCAGGAUGGUUUAGCGGACCUCAUCCUGCAGUGCACGAAGGGGCGGUUAGACGUGAUGUAUGUUUUCACUGGAGAAGCUGUUGUUCUUGGCGGAAUUCAGUCCUAGUGCGCAACUGUGGUGCCUUCUAUGUGUAUUACCUUUCUCCAACAGUAACGUNAAAUACCCAAGAACUGAGGAAACAUUUGGGGAGUGGUUUGGCCCCUACGUGUAUAUAUUUUUGA
Molecule: messenger RNA, 1067 nt
Organism: Orbicella faveolata
Lineage: Eukaryota; Metazoa; Cnidaria; Anthozoa; Scleractinia; Merulinidae
Source: RefSeq, a predicted model, not a curated record